This is a messenger RNA of Cylicostephanus goldi, 249 nucleotides long. The record is from the annotation of a GenBank genome assembly. Lineage: Eukaryota; Metazoa; Nematoda; Chromadorea; Rhabditida; Strongylidae.
UAUGGAGGCGGUUCUCAGCCUUCCGGAGGAUAUUCACAAGGCUCAGCGCCAGUGCCUCAAGCACCACCUGCUCCUGGACCCGCGCCAGUUCCGCAACCAAUGCCACCACCACCCCCACCGAGUGGAGGAGGAUACUCUGGCGCCUCUCCUCCAUCCGGUGGUGGAUAUUCGCAGCCUGGAGGUGGUUACCAGCAAAGAUAUUUCAUGCGCAAUCGGGUUGUCCUCAGGAAAAUGACAGCAAAAGUCUAA